AUCUACAAUUAAACUGGAGUGUAUCGCUGUCCCAGUACCUCAGCACGGCCUACUUUCUGGGAUACUUAAUAACGCAACUACCAGGAGGAUAUUUAGCUGUCCGGUUUUCCCCAACUAAGUAAUGUGAUUUUUAUACAAUUAAAAAAUAAAUUUCAAAUUAACAAAUUUUAUUAGAGGACAGUAUUUCCUCCAAAUAAAAUAUGGUCUGACUUUUUAAAAAUCUAAAAAUCCUAAUAUUUUUUUCUAGAGUGUUUGGAGGAGCCAUUCUUAUAAGUUCAUCCUGUUUCUUGAUAAUGGCAUUUUUCUUGAAGUACAGUCCAAUCGUUGCUUAUGUUGCUAGAAUUAUCCAAGGACUUGCAGAGGGCACGUGUCAACCCGCCAUGGGUGCUGUAAUGUCAUCCUGGGCACCGAAAUCGGAACGAGCGAGAAUGGUGGGACUGUCGUAUUCAGGUAUUUACCUGAGCGCAUCACUGGGAUCUGCUAUAGCGGGAAGUACCACAUGUUACGUCAGCUGGAACGCUGCACUCUUCAUCUAUGGUAUAAAUCUGAAUCUGAUGGUGGAUUUGCAGACAAUUUCAUUGAUAUUUCAAACAAAAUAAGAGUUCAUAAUUUCAAAAAAUAAAAUACCAA
Messenger RNA from Saccostrea cuccullata (small rock oyster), 630 nucleotides. Its product is annotated as probable vesicular glutamate transporter eat-4. Gene Ontology annotation, molecular function: transmembrane transporter activity. The transcript is spliced from 3 exons. The coding region runs from base 294 to 599 and encodes 101 amino acids. Lineage: Eukaryota; Metazoa; Mollusca; Bivalvia; Ostreida; Ostreidae. Gene Ontology annotation, biological process: transmembrane transport. The record is from RefSeq and is a predicted model, not a curated record.